CCCUCUGUGGUUCUUCCUCCGCAGCUUGAGGAAGGAAUACACGGCGCUUCCCCAAACACAAAGUUGUGUUUCCUGUAGAAGCUUUUCCAUGCGCUCUGAGAGUCCGUUCUCUUGCCCGGAAAGCACAAGCAACUGGCAAGGGAGUAUUUCACACACAACGAUAUCGCCUAUUUUUGCAAAGGCUCUCCCGCGACGCUCCAAUCUGGGUGCUGCAAACAACCCUGUGGUGAGCGUCGCAUGAAGCUGCCGGAGCGGCUGGCUCAACUAGCAGGAGGGGCCCAGGCAGAGUUUCUGAAAUCAGCCUGCAGCUCCUGCCUGCGGGGCUGAUGCUUUGCCUGCUAGGAGGUCUCUUGCUCGGGUGACGAAGGGCGCGAGGAUGGAGAACUUCCGCCGAGUGCUGGUGCAUCUUUCCAAAGAGAACAGCUGGCCGCAACGAGGCAAGUUUCAGCAGAGCAUCGUUGGUCACUUCUGUGCAGCAUCACAAGACAGCUUGAUGGUGAACUGUGGCCUGAACCAGGACCAAUUCCUCAUUUCGGAUACAGAGUUUGCCGGCUCCACGCAAGUCCUUCUGCAGAGGCCCCCCUUCUGCCCCAUUAAGCAUUUGAGUGAUGUCCAAGCCGCUUCUCUUCCUGUGGAGACUCGAGAUCGAGGUGUGGACGUGGGUGUGGCCAUCCUCCUGCAGUCCGCCUGCCGGAAGGUUUUGUUGACACGGCGCUCCAAAAACCUGAGCAUCUUUCCCAACCUCUGGGUCCCUCCAGGUGGUCACAUUGAACCUGGUGAACAGUUGCUGGAUGCUGGCUUGCGAGAACUGCAAGAGGAGAUGGGCUUGUGCCUGCAGAACGGGGAGUUCUCCUGGCAAACGCUGGCCCUCUGGGAGUCUGUAUACCCUCCCAUGCUGAGCAGAGGCUUGCCCAAGCGCCACCACGUAGUCGUCUACCUCCUGCUGCUUUCUCCUGAGAACCACCAGCAGCUACAGAUGAGAUUUAAGCCCGAUGAGGCUGAAGUGAGUGCAUACGCGUGGCUGGAACCCCAAAUCCUGGCUUCUGUUGCUGCAGCGGAGGAUGGAGCCGGAGACACAAAGAAGGUAGCAGAUGGUCUCCCGCCAGUUGUCAGGAUCACAGAACUACAGCACAGCUCAGCAAAGACUGCAGUAAUCCCUACCGCAACGUUCCUCAACACUGCUCCCCUGCAAGGCAAGGAUGUGGAACGUGUCAGCACUGGGACCAAGUUCGCCCUUCGACUCUGGCUCAGCACGUUAGCACCACAAACAGAAUGAGAAGGAAAGCCGAUGGAUGCAAGUUUGGAAAGAUAAAUGGCAACCGGACAGUAUACUGAAACAUCAGUGACCAAAUUAAACAUGUUUGGCCCCUA
Heteronotia binoei (common prickly gecko) is the source of this 1371-nucleotide messenger RNA. RefSeq names its product nudix hydrolase 17 (gene NUDT17). The record is from RefSeq and is a predicted model, not a curated record. NCBI's taxonomy places the organism in Eukaryota, Metazoa, Chordata, Lepidosauria, Squamata, Gekkonidae. The transcript has 8 exons. Gene Ontology annotation, cellular component: cytosol. Bases 377 to 1276 code for a protein of 299 amino acids. Gene Ontology annotation, molecular function: NADH pyrophosphatase activity. Gene Ontology annotation, biological process: NAD+ catabolic process; NADP+ catabolic process.